Messenger RNA from Varroa destructor (honeybee mite), 883 nucleotides. RefSeq names its product small ribonucleoprotein particle U1 subunit C (gene snRNP-U1-C). Lineage: Eukaryota; Metazoa; Arthropoda; Arachnida; Mesostigmata; Varroidae. Gene Ontology annotation, molecular function: zinc ion binding; pre-mRNA 5'-splice site binding. Gene Ontology annotation, cellular component: nucleus; U1 snRNP. Gene Ontology annotation, biological process: mRNA 5'-splice site recognition; mRNA splicing, via spliceosome; spliceosomal snRNP assembly. The record is from RefSeq and is a predicted model, not a curated record.
GUCGUAUUGUAUCAUAUUUGUCUACUUUCCACAAAUAAAAGGUGAAUCAGGCCUUUUCAGUAUAUUAUUAUAUUCACUUGUUACUGAAAUCGCCAUACCUCAACAGUCGUUUCCGGAUGAGUCUGUGAAUAUUGCUGAACGAAGUUAACGAUCAUGCCCAAAUAUUAUUGUGAUUAUUGUGACACCUUUCUGACGCACGAUUCGCCGUCAGUUCGGAAAACUCACUGUGGUGGUCGAAAACACAAAGAGAACGUUCGUUUUUAUUAUCAGAAAUGGAUGGAAGAUCAAGCACAGAACCUCAUAGACCAAACAACAGCUGCCUUUAAGCAGGGGAAGAUGGCUCCGCGAUCUGGAGCGAUGGUGCCUCCUCCGGGUCAGCACCUCAACAAUCAUCCUGCACCAGGAAAUCAGCCCGGACCGAUGACUGCUCCCGCAGGACCGGGAGGUCCCCCCGGCGUUCACCAGGGCCCACCAAUGAUGAUGGCCCCACCAGGAAUGGGUCCGCCGGGAAUGGGAGGUCUACCUCCUGGUAUGCCUCCUAUGCCUCCAAUGGGACCCCUUGGUUUUCCAGGAAUGCCUGGAAUGCCGCCGAUUGGACCUGGUAUGCCACCGAUGGGCGGAAUUGGCGGGCCUAUGGGGGGACGUCCACCAAUGCUUAGGCCACCGGGUGGAAGGCCUCCCAACUUUGGCGAAUUUUGAUCGUUCAACUCCCGAACUACGAGUGUGGUUAGGACAUUGCGGGUGGUACGUGUAGCUGCUGUACAAUUCACGAGCAUGAAGACAUAGAUAACAAAACAUAUGUAUUGUAUAACUAGACAAUAAAGUAUAUAUCAGCAUUAUUUUCACUGAAUAUCUGUAAACACUUUGUUUUCAAUGUAACUUG